UUGUCCUUGGUCGGCCGGAGCGGGCGGACGCGUGCGCCCCCCGGGUGAAGGGAAGGGAAGCGAAGGGGGGGCGGGGGAGAAAAGGGGAGGGAGAGGGAGGUGGAGGGGGGGGAGAGAGAGAGAGGGGAAGAGAGAGAGAGGGGGGGAGAGAGAAGAGGGAGAGAGAGAAGAGGGAGAGAGAGAGAGGGAGAGAGAGAGGGAGAGAGAGAGAGAGAGAGAGAGAGAGAGAGAGAGAGAGAGAGAGAGAGAGAGAGAGAGAGAGAGAGAGAGAGAGAGAGAGAGAGAGAGAGAGAGAGAGAGAGAGAGAGAACACGAGAACGAGGAACGAGAGAACGACCAGAAGGAGCUAGCCCGGGCCGCCAGCGCGCGCCCCACAGCAAGUUUUCAGAGAAAUAACUUGACCAAGAUGUCCAGUGAUAGGCAAAGGUCAGAUGAUGAAAGUCCAAGUACCAGCAGUGGUAGUUCAGAUGCAGAUCAGAGGGACCCAGCAGCACCAGAACCUGAAGAACAAGAAGAAAGAAAACCCUCUGCCACCCAGCAGAAGAAAAACACCAAACUCUCUAGCAAAACCACUGCUAAGUUAUCCACUAGUGCUAAAAGAAUUCAGAAAGAGCUAGCUGAAAUAACCCUUGAUCCACCUCCAAACUGCAGUGCUGGGCCUAAAGGAGAUAACAUUUAUGAAUGGAGAUCAACCAUACUUGGACCACCAGGUUCUGUUUAUGAAGGUGGCGUGUUUUUUCUGGAUAUCACUUUUUCAUCAGAUUAUCCAUUUAAGCCACCAAAGGUUACUUUCCGUACCAGAAUUUAUCACUGCAACAUCAACAGUCAGGGCGUCAUCUGUCUUGAUAUUCUUAAAGACAACUGGAGUCCUGCUCUGACUAUUUCAAAGGUUUUGCUGUCUAUUUGUUCCCUCUUGACAGACUGCAACCCUGCUGAUCCUCUGGUUGGAAGCAUAGCCACUCAGUAUUUGACCAACAGAGCAGAACAUGACAGGAUAGCCAGACAGUGGACCAAGAGAUAUGCAACAUAAAUGGCGUCUCUUUUGUGCAGUGCGAAGAAGCAGGAGGCCUCUUUACACUGUGCAGCAAAUCUUUAUAGCCUUUACAAUACGGACUUCUGUGUAUAUGUUAUACUGAUUCUACUCUCUGCUUUUAUCCUUUGAAGACUGGGAGACUGCCCAAAAAGGUAAAUGCUAUCACGAGUAGAACUUUGUAGCUGUAGAUUAGUUAUGUUUAAAAUGCCUACUUGCAAGUCUUGCUUCUUUGGGAUAUCAAAAUGUAUUUUGUGAUGUACUAAGGAUACUGUUCCUGAAGUCUACCAAAUAUUAUAGUGCAUUUUAGCCUAAUUCAUUAUCUGUAUGAAGUUAUUAAAGUAGAUGUAGAUGACUAGAAAUUAUGUCAUUUGUAUUAAACCCAGAUCUAUUUCCAAUUAUGUGGUACAUGCUGUUGUGGAAAAUGUUUUACCUUUUACCUUUGUCAGUUUGUAUUGAAAGGAUUUUCUUUUACCCUUUGUAGCUCAGAGAGCGAGCACCUAAUGUAUCAUCUCAAACACAAUAAACAUGUUCCCGGA
Molecule: messenger RNA, 1569 nt
Organism: Monodelphis domestica (gray short-tailed opossum)
Lineage: Eukaryota; Metazoa; Chordata; Mammalia; Didelphimorphia; Didelphidae
Gene: UBE2E3
Product: ubiquitin conjugating enzyme E2 E3
Source: RefSeq, a predicted model, not a curated record